Messenger RNA from Drosophila takahashii, 1017 nucleotides. RefSeq names its product Dynein axonemal assembly factor 6 (gene Dnaaf6). Gene Ontology annotation, biological process: axonemal dynein complex assembly. Gene Ontology annotation, cellular component: cytoplasm. Lineage: Eukaryota; Metazoa; Arthropoda; Insecta; Diptera; Drosophilidae. Gene Ontology annotation, molecular function: dynein intermediate chain binding; protein-folding chaperone binding. The record is from RefSeq and is a predicted model, not a curated record.
CCUCAUUCGGUCGCAACCAACUGAGCAGUGAUCAACCUCAGCUAAAGCUAAAGUUUAAAAGUAUUUUAUAAAGUGUUUUAUAAAGUUUUAAAAAAGUGAUAUAUCUUGUAAUAAAUAAUUCAGUGCCUUGAACCCGCCCUGCAAAAAUGUCGAUCUUCGAUCAUCCCGAGCAGCUGAAGAUGCUGCAGGACCUGCUGAAUCCCACUCAACGGAGAGGCGGUAUCGAUUACAGCAGUAGCGAUGACGAGGACGAGUCCAUGGUGGUCCACAAGAUGAAUCCUGGUGGAAUUGGCCGUACCAAGGCAGCCGAUUCCUCUGGCAAGACUAAGAGUAAGAAAAAGGCCAAUCCCCUGGCGACUCCCCUGGUGGAGGAGGAGAAGAAGCAGCCAGUGAGUCUGGAACAAUGGCAGGAGCAGCAGGAGCGAGAGGAUAAUGAUAUACUCGAGACCCGAAAGAGUCCAGAGUACACAAUGACCUAUCGUCAGGCUGUGGGCACCGAAGAUGUGUUCCUUCAGAUGGGCAAUCGCACUGGAGCUUCGGCCAGCUGUGAAGAUCUGAUUUUGGAAAUUUCACUGCCAGAUGAGGAAAUGGCUGCCGACAAGAUGUCGCUUAGCUUGCAGGAAACGGAAGUGGAUCUGGGGACCUGUUUGUACCGCCUGCGUUUACCGUUGCCUCAUCCCGUCGAUGUGGAUCGUUGUCAGGCGAAAUACGACAGCGAGCUGAAGAAACUGAGGCUCACUCUGCGCCUCAAACGGGAGCUAGACUACGUUAAUUUUUAAAAACAAAGACCUAAUUUAGCUAAUACCGUUCAAUUUACAGCAGACUACCAAAGCCCUAAUUUUGCCGAUACUAAUUACUCUAGACUACACUUUUGAAAACUAAAGCCCUAAUUUACCUAAUACCCUACACAUUACACAACUCAACACCACACAACUAGGUGUAACGCUGAAGUACCAUACCAAAUUUUGAGUGUAUCGCAACUAGUGAGUCCAGAAAUGCAAGUCCAAAUUUAUUGUG